Messenger RNA from Peronospora matthiolae, 1413 nucleotides. NCBI's taxonomy places the organism in Eukaryota, Oomycota, Peronosporomycetes, Peronosporales, Peronosporaceae. The record is from the annotation of a GenBank genome assembly.
AUGCAUCUUCGUGGAGUUUUCCGUGCGGCAAAACUACCAAGAGGCCAAGGCGCGAUCGGCACCAAGUGGGUGUUCAAGAUCAAGCGCAAAGCGGAUGGAUCGGUCGAGAAAUACAAGGCGCGUCUCGUUGCCAAGGGCUUCAAGCAGAAGUACGGCAUCGACUACACAGAGACGUUCUCGCCCGUGGUCAAGUACGUGACACUGCGUAUGGUGAUCGCGAUCACCAAGUAUUUCGACUGGCCACUGGACCAACUCGAUGUGGUGACAGCCUUUCUCUACGGAGUGAUGAAGGAGAAGGUGUACUGCGUGAUACCAGAAGGCGUCGAGAUGGAUGGCGACUUCGACUGUCUCGAGUUGGUGAAGGCGAUCUACGGUCUCAAGCAAGCUUCACGUGUGUGGAACGAGACUUUCGACGAGUUCGUAUGCUCUAUCGGUUUCGAAGCGUCGGCGUUCGACCCAUGUCUCUACAUCAAGGUUGUAGACGGUCACUGUGUGCUCGUGCUGGUCUACGUGGAUGACGUGUUGGUCACCGGCAGCUCGCUCGAGUUGAUUGCGCAGACGAAGGCCGACCUCAAGACGCGUUUCGAGAUGACCGACAGUGGCAAGUGUACUUUUGUACUGGGCAUCGAACUGGUGGACGAAUCGGAUGGCAGCGUGACGAUGUGCCAGCGACGGUAUGUCAACGACAUCCUCAAGCGCUUCGGCAUGGAUGAGUGCAAGGCCACAGCAAGUCCGGUCGACUUGAGCACUCGGCUUGUCGCAAGCACCGAAGCGGCCAAGAUCGACGUUCCGUUUCGUGAAGCUGUGGGAGCUUUGAUGCACUUGACGACUGCGACGCGCCCGGACAUUGGGUAUGCUGUGGGGUACGUCUCGCGCUUCAUGGAGAAUCCGCAGCAAGAACAUUGGACGGCGGUGAAGCGCAUCUUUCGUUACUUGCAAGGGACCAAGUCGCACGGACUCCGCUUCCAGCCAAGCGACAAGAUCGACUUUCGUGGCUACUCGGACGCGGACUGGGCCGGCGACCACGCUGAUCUCAAGUCGACUUCGGGUUAUACUUUCAUGCUGAUGGGUGCUCCUGUGAGUUGGGGAAGCAAGAAGCAGUCAAGAAGGCAAGUCGGUGCAUCGCCUGCUAUGCGAGAUUUUGGCGGCCGCAAACGAACCAGACCGGACCUCGUCAUCCGUGAAGACAACCAGUCGUGCAUCAAGAUGACGAAGAAUCCGGUGAAUCAUGGCCGCGCCAAGCACAUCGACAUCAAGUACCAUCACAUCCGUGAUGAGGUCAAGCGCGGGGAAGUGCAGCUCGAGUAUUGCGAGACUUCCGUGAUGAUGGCGGACAUCAUGACGAAGGGACUUCACGGGCCACGUCACAAGGAGAUGACGGCGACUCUCGGGAUUCGUGAGCAUUCGGAUUGA